Molecule: messenger RNA, 4732 nt
Organism: Pelecanus crispus (Dalmatian pelican)
Lineage: Eukaryota; Metazoa; Chordata; Aves; Pelecaniformes; Pelecanidae
Source: RefSeq, a predicted model, not a curated record
GAAUUAGCUAAGAGGACUCCCUCGAAGCAUCCUGAUCACCCAGCUGUCCAGAACGCAUUGCAGGCAAUGAAGACAGUCUGCACAAAUAUCAACGAGACCAAGAGACAGAUGGAGAAACUGGAAGCCCUUGAACAGUUGCAGUCCCACAUUGAAGGAUGGGAGGGGUCAAAUCUAACAGAUAUCUGCACACAGCUCUUGCUCCAAGGGACUUUGUUAAAAAUUUCAGCAGGGAAUAUCCAGGAGAGAAUGUUCUUUCUAUUCGAUAAUCUACUGGUCUAUUGCAAGAGGAAAUCCAGAGUUACUGGGAAAAAACCAUCCAAACGGACGAAAUCAAUCAACGGGUCCCUGUAUAUCUUCAGGGGCCGAAUAAACACAGAAGUCAUGGAGGUGGAGAAUGUGGAAGAUGGAACAGCAGAUUACCACAGCAACGGCUACACUGUGACAAAUGGCUGGAAGAUACACAACACAGCCAAAAACAAAUGGUUUGUCUGUAUGGCCAAGACUGCAGAGGACAAACAGAAAUGGCUGGAUGCUAUAAUCAAGGAAAGGGAGCAGAGAGAGAGCUUGAAACUGGGAAUGGAGAGGGAUGCAUACGUCAUGAUUGCAGAGAAAGGAGAGAAGCUGUACCAAAUGAUGAUGAGCAAGAAAGUGAACCUUAUCAAAGACAGGAGGAGAAAAUUAAGUACUGUUCCCAAGUGCUUUCUUGGCAAUGAGUUUGUAUCAUGGCUCACAGAGAUUGGAGAGAUAAGCAAACCGGAGGAAGGGGUCAACCUGGGACAGGCACUACUGGAAAACGGAAUCAUUCAUCAUGUUUCAGAUAAGCACCAGUUUAAGAAUGAGCAGGUGAUGUACAGAUUUCGCUAUGAUGAUGGCACAUACAAGCCAAGAAGUGAAUUGGAAGACAUCAUGUCCAAGGGCGUGAGGCUCUACUGCCGACUACACUGCCUAUAUACUCCAGUGGUAAAAGACCGUGACUACCACCUAAAGACCUACAAAUCAGUAAUCCCUGCAAGUAAACUAGUGGAUUGGCUUAUUGCACAGGGAGACUGUCAGACUCGGGAGGAAGCUGUCGCACUGGGUGUUGGACUCUGCAAUAACGGCUUCAUGCAUCAUGUCCUGGAGAAAAGUGAAUUUAAGGAUGAAUCCUUGUAUUUCCGCUUUUAUGCUGAUGAGGAGAUGGAAGGCACCAGUUCCAAGAGCAAACAAUUACGUAAUGACUUCAAGGAGAGAGGUUGGCAAGUCAGUAACAAGAAGCAUUCAUCAUCCAGGUGUAGGUUACCAGAUAAUGGCUUUGAGUGGAUUUGGAUACUAAAAAUUACAGUGAACUCUGAAGUGAAAAAUAUCCUUUACGCUAUUUUACCGGAAGAGGAUGACUAUGGAUUUGACAUGGAAGAAAAGAACAAAGCAAUUGUGGUGAAGUCAGUUCGACGAGGGUCUUCUGCAGAGAUGGCUGGCCUGCAGACAGGAAGAAAAAUCUAUUCCAUCAAUGAGGACUUAAUAUUCCUACGCCCAUUUUCAGAAGUGGAAACCAUCUUAAACCAGUCGUUCUCCUCACGAAGGCCACUUAGGCUUCUUGUAGCCACCAAAUCAAAAGAGAUUAUUAAAAUCCCAGAUUGUCCUGAAGCACUUUGCUUUCAGAUACGGGGAGCAGCACCACCAUAUGUUCGUGCAGUAGGAAGAGGUUCUGAGGCUGCAGCUGUAGGCCUUCAUCCAGGGCAGUGUAUUUUGAAAGUUAAUGGGAAUAAUGCAACACAUGGAAAUUAUAUGGAAGUUCUGGAGCACUUUACAGCCUACAGGACCAGACAACAGGAAGCACUGGGAUUGUACCAGUGGGUGUACAGAACACAUGAAGAUGCUGAGGAGGACAGAGUUCAGCAAGCAGCAUCCACUGCAUAUCUGAACGGCAGUCAUCCUGGCUCCAGCAACGAAGACUCUUCACUGGAAGGAGGUGCGGAAUUGGAUCCCCUUCAAAAUAGCCAACAGGAAUCAGCCCAGACACCACAGACCAUCAGCUCUUCUCUGACCAUUGGUGAAGAAACACCUCUCAUUAGCCUGACUGUGGAUAACACCCACCUGGAGCAUGGGGUGGUGUACGAAUAUGUCAGCAGCGCAGGAAUCAAAUCGUUUGUCCUGGAGAAAAUUGUGGAACCAAAAGGUUGCUUCAAUCUCACUGCAAAGAUUUUAGAGGCCUUUGCUGCAGAGGACAAUCAGUUUGUAAGGAAUUGCAAAAGACUUAUAUCCCUAAGCAGUGCUGUGGCCACCAUGCCCCAGUAUGAAUUCCGGCAAAUCUGUGACACUAAGCUGGAAAGCAUUAGCAGAAGGAUCACAAACUACCAAGAGUUUGCAGAUGAAUUGAAAACAAAGGUGAGCCCAGCCUUCAAACAAGCCAUCAUGGAACCACAUUUCCUCAACAGCAUGGAUUUCUGCCCCACCAACUGCCAUGUUAACCUCAUGGAGGUAUCGUACCCCAAAAACACUACCUCAGCAGGGAGGUCGUUCAGCAUUCGCAUUGGACGGAAAGCCUCUAUUAUUGGUCUCGAUCCAGAACAAGGUACCAUAAAUCCAGUCUCAUAUACCCAACAUUGCAUCACCACUAUGGCUGCACCAUCCUGGAGAUGUCUGACCCCAGAAGAUGGAGAUCUUGAUGGUAGCUUUGGUCAGCAGAAUGGAGGAACAAUUCAGGAAGAAAGGGGACUCAGUUUUCUGCUGAAACAGGAAGAUCGGGAGAUACAGGACUCAUACUUGCACCUCUUUAACAAACUUGAUAUUGCAGUGAAGGAAAUGAAGCAGUAUGUCAUUCAGAUAAAUAAACUUUUGUCCACCAUAACAGAACCUACAGAAGGUGGUGCCUGUGAGCCACCAUCUACUGAGGAAACAUCUCCACCUUCCCUGGGAACAGAAGAGAGUGAUCCUGACAAAGCAGAGCAUGGUGGAAGCAAGAAGGUCUGUUUCAAAGUUUCUGAGGAGGACCAGGAAGACUCUGGGCAUGACACAAUGAGUUUCAGAGACUCCUACAGUGAAUGUAACAGUAACCGGGACUCGGUAUUGUCAUACACCAGUGUACGGAGUAACAGCUCUUACUUGGGCAGUGAUGAGAUGGGAUCAGGAGAUGAGCUUCCCAGUGAUAUGAGGAUUCCUUUAGACAAGCAGGACAAACUUCAUGGCUGCCUGGAACAUCUUUUCAACCAGGUUGAUGCAAUCAAUGCACUUCUAAAAGGACCGGUAAUAACUAAGGCCUUUGAAGAAACCAAGCACUUUCCAAUGGACCACAGUUUGCAAGAAUUUAAACAGAAGGAAGAAACCACAGUUAGGUGCCGGAAUAAUAUUCAAGCCAGCAUUCAAGAAGAUCCAUGGAACCUUCCAUUGUGCAUCAAGAACCUUGUUGAAAUCAUACAAAAACACGUGGAAGAUGGGAAGAAUCAGCUGCUUUUGGCCUUGUUAAAAUGCACAGAUACUGAGCUACAGCUGAGACGUGAUUCCAUCUUCUGUCAGUCUCUUGUGGCUGCUAUUUGCACCUUUUCAGAGCAGUUACUGGCUGCUCUCAACUAUCGAUACAACAACAAUGGGGAAUACGAAGAGAGCAGCAGAGAUGCCAGCAGAAAAUGGCUGGAACAGAUAGCAGCCACUGGUGUUUUACUGAACUACCAGUCUCUUCUCUCCCCCUCUGUGAAGGAGGAGCGUACCAUGCUGGAAGACAUCCAGGUCACUCUGACUGAACUGGACAAAGUUGCCUUCUAUUUCAAGCAGCUGGAUGAAAGUCUUGUAGCAAAUACUCAUGUCUUCUACCACAUCGAAGGAAGUCGUCAGGCCUUGAAGGUUAUCUUUUAUCUUGACAGCUACUACUUCUCCAAACUGCCUUCUCGAUUUCAGAAUGGGGGAAGCUUGAAACUGCACACGGUGCUCUUUACAAAAGCUCUGGAGAGUGUGGAGGGGCAAUCACAACCGGCUGGCUCCUCUCUAGAAGAACUUCCACAGCAAAUUAAUGGUAUUUCACUUGAAAAAGUGCAGCAAUACUACCGUAAACUCAGGACAUUUUACCUAGAGAGAUCAAACCUGCCCACUGAUUCCAAUACUACUGCAGUGAAGAUUGACCAGCUUAUUCGCCCCAUUAAUGCAAUGGAUGAGCUUUGCAGGCUGAUGAAGUCUUUCAUUAAUACAAAACCAACCCAGCCAGGAUAUUCUAGCAGUAACACAUCAGGAGCAGGCCUGCUACCUAUAUCCUCUGAGCUCUGUUACCGACUCGGAGCCUGUCAGAUUACUAUGUGCGGCACUGGGAUGCAGAGAAGCACACUGAGCGUGUCCCUGGAGCAAGCAGCCAUACUGGCUCGAAGUCAUGGACUUCUGCCCAAGUGUAUCAUGCAAGCUACAGACAUCAUGCGAAAGCAAGGACCAAGGGUUGAAAUCUCUGCCAAGAAUCUGAAAGUGAUGGACCAAAUGCCACAGUGUGCACCUCGACUCUAUAGGUUGUGCCAGCCACCUACAGAUGGGGACUUAUAGAAGUGGGAGAGGCACCUACAUUGCAGCAUCAUGAAAGCAUUCAACUAGGAGCAGCCCUGUCUGAGGACCCAUGCUAACUGACACUGAUGGUGCUGAAUCAAGAGAGGAAGAGAGAUUGCUCUGCUUGAGUAGGAGAUGAACCUGCCGGACCCAGGCACCGAGAAUCUGCCUUUGAACUCCUGCAGCCCACGCAGGGAUUCGUGCAUUUCUCUGACUUCUUGAAGAAAUUCUUGAA